AAGCAGGCAAUGUUACUUGCUCUAGUCACUCGCUCCUGUGCUCUGGAGCUGGCAGAACCUAACGGAAUCCAAGGAUUAUCUGACUGAUACUUCAACAAUUGGGACUUGUAAAAUAGACCCAGUAACAACUCCCCCCCCUUGGGAUUUUUCCCUCUCCCCUCUAACUGUGGCAAUAGACAAACAUGUGAGGUUGGGAAUAAAUCAUGUACUCAGGAGGACCAACACCCAGCCAGGAGGAUGACUCCUCAACAGAAGGCUAAUCUGCCCAAGGGAGAGAGCAAAGAAGACCCAAGACUGUGGAUGCAGGAGUGGGGGAAGAAGAUGAAGCCCAUAGUCCAAAGGAGACGCUCCACCUCUUCUGCCAUUAGCAAAGCUCUCAGCAAGUCCAAAUCCUAUUCCAGGGAAAUUACUCUGUCCUCAUCUCAUCCAGACAAUGGACUACUAGCCGGGGCUUUCAGUAGCCCAAAUUCUGUUUUCAUCUUGGAUGAGAGGGUACAACUUACCAUGGGACUGCAGACCCAGGAGAGACAUUUGAUCCUCUUCAGUGACAUGCUGGUCAUUGCCAAGUCCAAGUCCUCCUCCAGCUUGAAGCUGAAGAAGCAGGUGCGCUUGAGUGAAGUAUGGAUUGGUUCUUGUCUCAACGAAGUGUCCGAGAAAAAGAUGAGCCCUGAGAAUUCAUUUGUCAUUGGCUGGCCUACCACCAACUCUGUUGUCUCCUUCAGCUCACCCGAAGAGAAGGCGCGCUGGCUCUCAACAUUACUGUGGCAAAUCAAUGAAAUGAAACAGAAUGAAUAUCCAAAGAACCUAACAGUCCAAAUCCUCCUUCUGGAUGCUGACAACUGUACUUCUACCGCUACAAUAAACGUGUCCAACACAGAAACGGCAGACAAUGUGAUCAAGAGGACAGCUAAUCAGCUUGGACUUCCUGGUAGACCAAGUGACUACCAUCUCUGGGUAAUAUCAGGAAAGGAUGACCUUGCUUAUCCCCUGAUUGGUCAUGAGCAUCCUUUCAGCAUCAUACUUAGCUGCCUCCGAGACUCUGUUGACCAACACCAAGGAACCAACAACAACACACUCCUAGCUGAUGGGACAGAGGCUGCCAUCUUGGAUCAGCUUCCCAAGGACAGGCAGUGUCAGUUCAUCCUGAAACCCAGGCCCCAAGCUCCAAGGCAGCUGAGGAGAGAAUCCUUGCAGAAGCACACCAAGAGGAAGAAAUCUUUGAUUGACUGGGCUUUGCGCCGGACCACCAGCACCCCCACAGGCAGCCCAGUAUCACAUUCUCCCCCCACUCCACGGAAACUCUUCGGCCUGUCUUUGUCCUCUGUGUGUCCUGAUGGAAUCCUCCCCAAGCCUAUUAUGGACAUGCUGCUUCUGCUGUACCAUGAAGGUCCCUCCACAAGGGGCAUUUUCAGGCGCUCCGCCAAUGCCAAGAUCUGCAAGGAACUGAAAGAGAAAUUGAACUCUGGAGAUGAUGUCCAGGUGGAUGGCGAGUCAGUCUUUGUGGCUGCAGCAGUCAUCACUGAUUUUCUACGAAAUAUACCUGAUAGUGUUCUAUCCUCAGACAUGCACGGGCUGUGGAUGGAAGCCGUGGACACAGUAAAUCGAGGGCAUAAGAUUGAAGCCAUCAAAAGUUUGGUGAAGCAGCUCCCAGAAGCCAACCUCAUUUUACUCAGACACCUGUUCGGAGUCCUGCAUCAGAUUGAGCAGAAUUCAGGGGAGAAUCAGAUGAAUGCAUUUAACCUGGCUCUUUGCAUAGCUCCCAACAUGCUAUGGCUUCCUAGCCCCACUGGGCCUGAAGAGGAAAGCAGGUCUACAAAAAAGGUGGCCAUGUUAGUGCAGUUCCUGAUUGAAAACUCAGCAGAAAUUUUUGGAGGUGACAUCACUUCGCUGUUUCAAAGACCAGACAAAGAAAAGUCAAAAAGCUCUGAGGAUUUCCUGGGUAUUGGCAUGGCUCAGCACACUGAUUCCUCUGAUGAGAUGGAGUUUGCUGCCUGUGACCAGGAAAGACCAAACCAUCAUCGCGUGCCUGAAGCCGUCUCCAUGUUUGACCCAUCCAGUGGUUUGUUACUUGAAGAGGAGCAGGAAGACUGGGAUCUGUUUAGUGAGAUCACUGCCUGCUACCAAAGCAAAACCAGGAAGAAUGCCAGUGCAGACAGCUAUGACCUCCUCGAGGAAGAGGGCUCCUUCUGCUCCAUUGACUCGAUACGUUCACUGAGUCCUGCGAGGGAUCGGUGCUCUUCUGAGCCCAGUGUCUGCCUCAGCUCUCAGCUCCCCACCCAGUGCCAUGAGCCGGUGGCUCGCCAGUCCAGCUGUGAUGCCACCAUCAUGCAUAGUCACAAUGAUUACAUCCAGAGGCUCAAGCAGCUGCAGCUGGAGAGUCAGAAGCUGAUUGAUGAGGGCCUGAGCCCUGGGCUGAAUAAGACCAGGCAGAAUUUCUGUCAAUCACCUCAGACCAGCUCUAGGGUGAAGAAGCUCAGCCUUCAGAAAACCAGCCUGUCCAACAGGUCCAGCUUCUCCAGCCUUUCCUCGACAACCACUUCCCCUUCAGCGUCCUCACUAAGCUCCUUAGACAGCGCUUUCUCCUACUGCUCUGAGUCCUCAGCCUUCAGCCCCACAGAUGUCUCCUCCCUGCCUUUCAUGUUUGGCACUUCCACCCGACUCCACGCCUUGUCUCCAAAGACAGCACAGAGGUCCCUGAAAGAAUGGAAAAAGCCCUUGAUAUCUCCUUUGCCCUUGAACCCUUGUGACUUGGACUCAUGGAGCAAGUCUGAGCAGAGGGACAUGGGGAGCAGUCAUACCAUUGAGGAAGUGAAGGGCUUUGUGCCCAUCAAUGGGGCAGCCAUGGGAAGCCUGUUAAAUGAGAGUGACUGGGAGGAAGAGGAAAGACAAGUGAAAUGUGCCAGGGGCUCUGGACAAGCUCUCAGAAACCAAUGUUAUUUCAAGGAGUCUGAAUGUAAAAUAGACCCCCCCACUCAUAUCCCAACCAAUGAGAGCUCAUCAGCGAUUGGCCAGCAAGGGCCCAGGGAGAAAUCAGUUAAGCACAUUGAGAUAAAAGGCCCGGAGGUUUCCCCUCCCAGGCAGGAAAGCCUGAAGCGCACCAAGAUAACCUUUUACAUGGCCCCAAAUAAAGGAAGCCCACAGGGGUCUCCAAUGGAACAGGAGGAUGAGGGUUUCUCAGUGAGCGUCCAUAGCACCAAAUCAAACAGCAGCAGUGACCAAAACAAGUCCAAGAGUCAACAAACAGUAAGAGUCCAAAUACCCCAGACACUGUUUUAUGGGCAGAACACCCCUUUGGUGCUGCAGUCUGUCUCUAGGAGAUACCAUCAUGAAGCAACGAGCCAGCGGCUGCAGGUGGAGUGCAAAGAGACUCCCCAAAGCAUUCCCCCUGCAGAGGGGCUGAUGGACGAUGCUCAGCAAGUGGAAUCUGCCAAAAGCCACAGGAAAAGCGUCAACGCCUUCAGCCACACUAUCCGCAUCAUCCUCCCAGCCUCCAUCCGCAACACCGUCAGGGAAUACUUCAAGCACGAUGAGGCUAAGAACUGCCAUGCAGCGGAUGCAGAAGCUGUGGAGAGCGAACUCAUCCGGGGCAGAGUGGAGUGGCUCAAAAGCCAACCACACACGGAUGUAUCUCCAGAGGAGUGCGAGAAAGUGGCAUUUGCAGAAGAGACAUUUGUCUAGGAGAGGAGAGAGUGGGAACUGUGAUUGUUUUUUGUACAGCAUGUUGGGAAAAUGUUCUGUAAAAUACAAUCAAGGUGUGAAGAAUCUAACAGACUGUGGGGUCAGUAAGUGUGAAGUGAUGCUAAUGUGUAAUUAAUGUUUGGGUUUGGGUUUUUUUUAUUCUUUGCUACCUUUUUUCUACAAAAGGUACUUAACUGACCAGUGCCCAGUGGGCUGAAUCCUCCCCUAGAGUUUUAAAUUAACUGAAUUGUACAGAGACCUUCAUCUGAAUUUCAAGCUCUCCUGAUAGUUUUGUCUCAAGUCAUAAGCGUGUGUGGGUGAGUGGAGGGCUUGAACAGCAAACUUAUCUUACAUUUCAUUAAAAAAAAAAUCAUGAUGGAUCCUUGACAGUGGAGCAAAGCUUUGAGUCACCCUGCAAAUUUUUUAAGUUUGUACAAAACUCCACAAUGUUGUUAAUUUUUUGUCACCAAUUUUUAUUGAAAUCCAAAGUAUGAUGCUUCACCCCAACUCAAAAUGCACAGCUAGUUCUUCUUUCUCUAACCUCCUUGUCCCCCCCAUAGUUUGGCUUAAAAUUGAACAGUUUUCUUUGUUGAUUGAGGCUGGGAUUUCCAAGGCACCUAAGGGAAUCACUAGCCCAAUUUCCAUUGAGUUAAAGGAUUAGGCACCUUGAAAAUUGCAAUAUUAAUCUGUUAUUGUGCAUCCACUUUCUCUUCUUCUGGCUUUUCCCAGCAAGUAUUUGGUUCAGAUCCUAAGCUUGUGUAAACGGUUAUGGCUCCACUGUCUUCGAUGGAACUACAGUAGAACCUCAGAGUUACGAACAUCUGGGGAAUGGAGAUUGUUCAUAACUCUGAAAUGUUUGUAACUCUGAACAAAACGUUAUAGUUGUUCUUUCAAAAACUUGCAACUGAACAUUGACUUAAUACAGCUUUGAAACUUUACUAUGCAGAAGAAAAAUGUUGCUUUUAACCCUCUUAAUUUAAAUGAAACAAGCACAGAAACUGUUUCCUGACCUUCUCAAAUCUUUUUAAACUUUCCCUUUAUUUUUUUAGUAGUUUAUAUUUAAUACAGUACAGUACUGUACUGUAUUUGCCUUUUUUUUCUUUGCUGCUGCCUGAUUGCAUACUUUUGGUUCCAAAUGAGAUGUGUGGUUGACUGGUCAAUUUGUAACCCUGAUGUUCGUAAUUCUGAGGUUCUACUCUAUGACAAUUUACACUAGCUGAGGGUCUGCUCCUUGGUUCUUCUCAGCGAGUGGCUGGUCCUAUAUAAGUGUCCUGGAUGAAAUAAUUAUUUCCUGGGGACUUUAACUGAUGGUGAAAUUUCAAAAACUCCCUUCUCAGAUAUAGAGGCAGUGAAUGUGGGGAUCCUAAUUAAAUCCUUAACCAUUCUUAUGAGGAGUUGAGUGUGAUUCGGUUUUGGCAUGAUGUCCAAGGAGUUGUGGAAGUAGUUGAGAAGUGUUGCCGAGUGGAUACUGAAGUAAAAUCCUCUCUGGCCAGAAAGCUGCCAUGCAGUCCGAGUACUGGACUGCAUACCGCUGAGAAAACAGCAGCUGUUAGACAGUUACAGCUUCCCCGAGUAGUGAUUAAUUCCCACUCAGUGAAGUGCAUGCACCAAUGUGUCGACUGACUGCAGCAGGCCUGGAUCUGGGGAUAAGUACAAAUGAUGUGAGUUUUAGAGAGGAUUUAAUAAUGAAGCUGCCAGUGAUUCAUCAGGACAGGAAACGUGAAAACAUAGUCUCAGAGCAUCUGAACUACUGCGUUCAAUGAGCCGUCCUGAAAUCCUCAGCUAGGUCAGAUCCGUUCAAACUUGUUUAGAAGGUAAGGAUGCUGCAGCUCACUUCCAAAGAGGCUGCCACCUUAGUUUGAUGGAGGUUAGGAAUCACAAGUUUCUAUAGAUGGGAGAAGUCACAAAGGUUAAAGGUUUGUGGGUGUUUGGUUUGAAUGUUUUGCAGGAGUUUUCAAAGCUGGUCCCCACACUGCCACACCCAUCAUGUUAAAGUAAAAGUAGGGAGGACAGAGAAGAGAAAAGCAGAGCCCAAGGAAUUUGUGCAUCUCUGUUCACUGCUUUAGGGCCUGAUCCUUCACAGUGCUAAGUGGUUCCUACAAGUGACUGAGCACUUCCCUUUCCCACUGCUGGAGCUGCUCAGCACCUCACAGGAUUGGACCCUAAUGCAGAGGGAGGUAAUGUCUAAUCAGUUGAAAUCACCAUCACUGCUCUGAUCAAUGCCCCUGGAAAUCACGAGGGAAGAAGCUUGUCCCAUGCUCUUUGGCUGUUCCUGGUAAAUUGCAUGUCAUCAGAGGAGAAGGUGAGCACAAUAGCCCAUUUUCCAAGGUGUACUGAGCUCAGUUGGGUACAUGUAGCUUUUGACACAAUCUGUGGCUCCUCUUAUUCCUGGCUAACCUUGAUGGCCUUUGCCUGACGAAAGAUGUAUAUAAUUGUACUACAAAAAGCCCACGAUCGUUUCCCUCACACAUGCUCACUGAAGAGAUGUACACCUUCUUUUCCCAAGCUAUGGUUGUAAUUAUUUCAAUAAAAGAAACACAGCUUUGUUUGUCAUUUAA
This is a messenger RNA of Gopherus flavomarginatus (Mexican gopher tortoise), 6236 nucleotides long. Its product is annotated as rho GTPase-activating protein 20-like. Gene Ontology annotation, biological process: signal transduction; regulation of Rho protein signal transduction. The record is from RefSeq and is a predicted model, not a curated record. The coding region runs from base 238 to 3678 and encodes 1146 amino acids. The transcript has 15 exons. NCBI's taxonomy places the organism in Eukaryota, Metazoa, Chordata, Testudines, Testudinidae. Gene Ontology annotation, molecular function: GTPase activator activity.